Molecule: messenger RNA, 385 nt
Organism: Racocetra fulgida
Lineage: Eukaryota; Fungi; Glomeromycota; Glomeromycetes; Diversisporales; Gigasporaceae
Source: the annotation of a GenBank genome assembly
AUGGAUAUUGGUAUAAUUCUCGUUGAUUAUUCGACUCCCAUAACUCCAGGAUUUGGUGGAUAUCUUGGAGGAGAUUCUUCUCUUAAACGUAGUCGUGGCACUGGUUUUCAAGUAUCUUCAGAUGUCGGAAAUGCAACUAUGACAUCAAGUAAAGCUGAAUUUAACAAUGAGAUCAAUAAGACGAACAAUAAUGAAUUCUAUUAUUGUGAUACAAAGGAAUUUUCAACUACUCAAUGUGAAUCUCAAUUUAUGGGGCUGCCAAAUCAAGCUGGCAAGAAGUGGUGUAUAUGGAUAUCAAAUCCAUUUAAUAAUAGUCAAAAAGCUUAUGUAUCAUUCAGUCCUGAUGAAGUUUCAACAAAUGCAACUAACAUUGAUAUGAGCAUAA